This is a messenger RNA of Prunus armeniaca (apricot), 789 nucleotides long. NCBI's taxonomy places the organism in Eukaryota, Viridiplantae, Streptophyta, Magnoliopsida, Rosales, Rosaceae. The record is from the annotation of a GenBank genome assembly.
AUGAGCGUGAAGGAUGUCGGAGAUGCCAUGAAAUGUGGAGCUUUUCCUUUGCUCUUAGAAAGAUCAGCUAAGGAUUGGUUCAAGUCCUUGAAGCGAAACUCCAUAAGCUCAUUUUACCUGCUCAAACAGAGCUUUGUGAACCAAUUUCUAUCUACCUCAAAGAAGAGAUACCCACCUCACUACCUCCUCAGCAUCAGUUGCUCCAAAGAUACGACCUAUACUGCCCUUCUAGCUGGGUUCCGAAGAGGACCUUUUAUAUUCCAUGUCAACAAGCUUCCACCUAAGAGUUAUGAGGACCUGGUGUCCGAGGCGUAUUGUCAUGCCAUAGUUGAGGAGAUGACAUAUGACACACUAGAAGGGAAGGAUCCGUCGCAGCCUAGUGUGGGAAAGGCCGAGAUCGGCCACAAAAUCUUAAAUAAAUUUCGAUCGCGAUUCGACAACUACACUCCGUUGAAUACUAAUCGACAGGAGGUCUUCUUCCACAUCCAAACUAAGUUGCCAAGACCCCGACCUUUGAGGUUUUCCAAAGGGCGAAAGGAUCCAAAUCCAUAUUGUAGAUAUCACCACGAGAACGGUCAUACGACGGACCAAUGUUACGAACUCCAGGAUGAGAUUGAAGCAAUAAUUAGGCGAGGUCGUCUAAGCCAAUUCGUGGGUGAGAAGAAGCAAGCAGAACAACAUGACAACAUACCAGAUAAGCCACCACGUGUUACGAAAGACAUCAAUGUUAUCUCAGGUGGAGAAACUCUAGCUGGGCACUCCAACAAAGCACGAAAGGUGUAUGCGUGA